AUGAAGGCCUCCUUUGAGGUUUUGGACCAGAUGUAUAAGAAGGUGCUGGUGGGAGCCACACUUGAGAACGGCACGCAGGAUUACGUCUGCUAUCUCCAUCCAGCGUUUCCAGACCACGAUGGCUCUGGGGAUGCCUCCUCGGAGCCCACAGCCCCCCUCGGCGUCCAGGGCCAGGGCCAGCCGUCGCUGUCCCCUGUCCAUCCAGCCACCAGUCCUUGGAAGAGCAGUGCCCGAGACUUAGCGCUCCUUCGGCUCACGGUGAUCCAGGUGAUGGUGAGCAGGGCGCUGUCCGCGGAGACCGAGUUCCGUGCCAAGGAGAAGUACAAAGAGGUCCUUACAGCUCUUUUAAAAUCAUCGGACCUGGAUUCCCAAUUAAUCUGCACGUUCCAAGACUCAGAUAAGUUGCUGUCUCACAUGACCGCAAAAUGCCUGGCGUCGCUUCUGUAUUUCCAAUUGAGAGAACAGAUAACAUUAAGUAAUUCCUGGAUUGCUUUUUGCCAAAAAAGUCUCUCUGAAUACUCUGAAGGUGAUAAGGUAGUAUACUGCCUCUGGACUCUUACUGCUGUAAUAAAAGAAAUCUUUAAAGGUGCAUGUUCACAAAAACCAGGCCUUCUGAAGCGGUUCCUGGCUCCUUUGGACUCGCCCCUGGAAGCCUUUCAUAACUCCUUCUUUUCCCAGCAUCUCGAAAGCACCCCGGGCGCCUGUGACACGGCCAACAGCCUGCUGGGCCUCCUGGAGCUGCUGGAACUUCUCGUCGCUUCCCGAGCCCACGGGGACCUGCACCUCACCUGCCAGAGGGUCGUCUUCUUGAAACCGUCCCGUGUCCUGAGCGCCAUCGCCUGGCCCGUCCAGGCCUUCGUCCGGAGGAAGCUCGUCUUAUUCCUCAAGAGGUGCCUCCUCUGGAACGUGGGCGAGGACCUCUGUCGCGGGGCCGUGGCCGCCCCUGCGCCGCCGGACCGGCAUGUGGACGGGGACACGGCGGCGUUGGCUGAUGCCGUGUUGCACGCUGUGGAUGCGGGCUUGUUGGGGGCGUUGUCCGUCCACGGAAAACCCUCCUGCUUCGCGGGCGGGGAGGUCCAGCCUGGAUGUGAGCGGUCCCCUGGCCCCGAUCACGUGAUCCUUAGAGCCACGAGCCUGCUUAUCAUGAAGUCCUUAGAAAUCAAGUUUCAAAAGUGUGCUUCAGCCGAGGAAAUGAAAGUUGCUUUGCAGAGGUACAUGUCUGAGCUCCUGGCCUUCUUACAGCCUCACCUCCAGCCCCCGGUGCAGGCACACAACCCGUGUGAGUGGCUGUCCCGGGUCUUCAUGGAACAAGACGAUGACAUGCUGGAAGCUGCCAGGGCAUCAAUGGGCAUCUACCUCAAGCUCACCAGAGAACGCGAAGCUGCUCAACACGAGGCCCGGGAACGAGAAACGUGGAGCCGGCACGCCCACGAGCAUGGCUACAACCCGCACUGCAUUUUUUUAUUCCUUCUAAAAAACGUAGGGUUUGAUUCCACGGUUCUUCUCGACUUCCUGAUUUCAUCCGAAACCUGCUUCCUGGAAUAUUUCGUCCGAUACUUGAAACUCCUGCCCCAAGACUGGGAUGCAUUUCUGACCGUCUGCAAGCGCUUUGAUGUCGCUGACUGCACCGAUAGCACAAAUACCUGUGGCCGGACCUCCUCCCUCAGCCAGGACACAGGCGGCAGCCACACAGAAUCCAGGCCGCCGGCUGCCCUCGGCCGUCACAGGGGCGCACGUGCCUGUGUCUCCCGGGCAUCGGAGGCUCCCCCGGACCCACCGCACCGGGUGGCGGCGUCCCGGGAGAGCCACGCCACGCCCCAGACCGGGAGUCGGGCCUCCCUGCAAGCUGCUCAGAGCCUGGUGGACUACGACACCUCCGAUGACUCCGAGGCGGAGUCCCCAGACGCGUGCUCCGCAAAUACUAAGCAGACACCCACACACCGGGAAACCACGGAGAAUACGCGGGACGCGGCGGGGACCAGGAGGGGCGAGAAGGAACGGAGCUCGGAGCUGCCGUCGGGGCCUGUGGUUCCGGAAGAAGCCGAUCCUCCUCUCUCCGUGGGCUGUGACCAAGCGCCAAGGGACGCGGGAACGUGUUACCGGACAGCGAAGUGCUUCCGAGCCCUGCAAGGCGCCGUUUCCCGUCUGCAGAGGAAAAACCUUUUCCCGUAUAACCCGACGGCCCUCCUGAGGUUGUUAAAGCAGGUCGAGGCGAUCUGUAAUAAAAGCACGAGCCCUUUUUGA
Molecule: messenger RNA, 2244 nt
Organism: Pipistrellus nathusii (Nathusius's pipistrelle)
Lineage: Eukaryota; Metazoa; Chordata; Mammalia; Chiroptera; Vespertilionidae
Source: the annotation of a GenBank genome assembly